AUGUUUAUAUACAUUAUAUCUAAUCUCUCUCAUAUACAGCCUGAUGUCAAUGAUGACGAUGGAAGUGGCAAUGAUGAUGGUGAAAAUUCAUUGCCGUUUGAUAAUGUUCGUCGAAUUACGUCUAAUUUUAAUCAACCACCAAUAAAAAAAAAUAAAAGUCUUCGACGUCGAGAAACAAUUGAUACAGUUCGAGGUCGACAAUAUCGAACAGCUUUACAACAAUUACAAGAUUUGUUUUGGCCUGCAUGA
Rotaria sp. Silwood1 is the source of this 249-nucleotide messenger RNA. Lineage: Eukaryota; Metazoa; Rotifera; Eurotatoria; Philodinida; Philodinidae. The record is from the annotation of a GenBank genome assembly.